Orbicella faveolata is the source of this 1292-nucleotide messenger RNA. RefSeq lists its product as uncharacterized. Gene Ontology annotation, cellular component: myosin II complex. Gene Ontology annotation, molecular function: calcium ion binding. Lineage: Eukaryota; Metazoa; Cnidaria; Anthozoa; Scleractinia; Merulinidae. The record is from RefSeq and is a predicted model, not a curated record.
AAUACUGACAAGAAUAUGGAAAGAUCCUAAUUAAAAGAUUCUUGACCAAGAUGUUUGCAGAUCUUGAUUGAAAAUCAUCAAGAUCCUCUUGAAGAUCCUUGAAACGUUUUCAACAGGAAAAGAAUGCAGGUGAGUAGAUAGAGAGGUGAGGAGGCCAGCUCCUCACCCGAAGCCUGAUUUUUUUCACUUGUUUUUAAUGCUGCUCCCUAACUAGUAAAUGAGUGUUCGAGGAACUCUGUAGAAACUUUUUUUCUCUAGUAAGUUAUUUAUAACUUGUAGUUCUUGUGUUCUUGUGGUAUGCAGUAGCUUAGUAAUACAUAAUUUUUAUAGUUGACUUCUUGAAAUUCAACAGCUUCUCAUUACAAAUCAUUUGUUGUUUACAUGUAUGUGGUUGACUGUGGGAUAUCAUAAAUGUGUUGAACUUGUAGGUCAAUUGAUGCCCGAGAACUCAGGAAGGCUAUGAGGGCAUUAGGAUUUAAGAUUUCAAGGGAAUCCAUAGAGGACAUGAUAGCUGACUUGGAUAUUGACAAAUCAGGGUCAAUUGAAUUUGAUGAGUUUUUGGAAUUUAUAAUUGCCAGACAAGGGGAUGGCAGAGAUGUACACAAUGAAAUUGUGCAGGGUUUCAAGAUGUUUGAUACAGGUGAGUGGCCAACACCAAAUCACUGUAACUGUUAUGUAGCAAUAUUUUUUUUGACAACCUUAAGGGCAGAAGUGAAAAUAGGCCUUUUGCAACAAACAGCCACAUGGCAGAAAAUGUUCCAUUCUGGAGGGCAAACGAAUGUGACAGCCUCCAAAACAAAGCAAUUUCAAUCAGUCAAGCUUGACUUUACCUUGUGUUUUUAUGCCCCAGUGCAUACAUGUAUAAUGCCUUCCAGCAUGGCUGAUAUUAUACAUUGUACCAUAUGACCAUCUGUUGCAAAAGGCCUUUUAUGUUAAGACGAUGAAAAAAUGUGUUGUGUACAUUGUCUAGUUGGGUACUGUUAUAUGUAACAAAUCAUGUUAACUCUUCUUUUGUAAGUUAAGCUUUUUCAGUUGUAAAGUACUGUCAGGUUUCAUGUUAUUGUACAAAGGAAUUUGCUAUAAGAGUUCACUUUCAAAAAAGAUCAGGUGUCUGCAUGUAGUUAGUCUCUUCCAUAGCUGCAACAAGAAGCGUUGCUUGAUGACCCUAAUAAUGGCUGUGCAUGAAACUAGCAUAUAGGAGGGUUUAAAAUAUUUGAAUGUGGCUUGGACCAUAACCAACUUACAACUGCUGACAGUAUUUUACUCAGCAAUACCAAACUUUUUCUUUCAUG